CACUCGCCCAAGUGAGCGCAAGGUCCUGCGCACCACAGGCCGGCAUUCGUGCCACCGUGAAGAGUCAGCAUCAGUGGACCCCCUGGAAAGGCUCUUCGUACGACGUCCCGAUCGCGUUUAUUUGCACCUGUUUGUUUGCCAUCGAGCCUCCUUUCCUCCUUCUCCUUCCACGUGCGGAAUAAGCGGAGCCCAUUUUUACGCCCUCCUUUGGUUUUAGUCUUUUUCCUUCUUGCUGCUUGUCCCAUUCGCCCUGUGUACCGAGAGUGGCAGCAACAGCUUAGCAGGCAUCACACGACCGAGGGUCGAGCCAACCGGUUUGGGCGAGGAGAGAGAUGCCCACGGUGGCGGCGUUGUACAGCCCGUGAAGAGCCUGCCUGCAAGGAGCGGUGGCCUUCUCCUAAUGGCGAAUUCGUCUCGCGCGCACACCCAUCCUCCCCGCCGUCGCUAGCCGGCCAGGCCGUCCACGGACCAGCCUUCCUACCCACCGCUGCGCCGCGGGCAAAGAGGGCCCCCUCCCGUCACUACUAACAGAGAGCAGCCUCCAGGCGAACCACCGUCCGAUGCCACGCUGAGCGCGCCUUCCCACCAGGCCUCCUUGGCACACCCUGUUACCGCAUGCACCGGCGUCCUCUAUGACGAGCCCGCGUCAUCAACUGGUCCCGAGUCCGAGCCAUUCCGCGGGCGUCGCCAGUCCCGUCUCCAUGGCCGACGCGUGGGGCAUGAACGAGCUGGGCGUGUGGUUCGACGAGACCGAGAACGGCGUCGCCGGCGUGCCGCCGGUCCCAUGCCGAAUCAAGCAAGAGCCACAGUCGGCUCCUUCGUCUCCCAUGUCGUGCAUGAUGAACAACGGUGGCGGCGGCAACGCCAUGCUGGACUAUCCCGCGCUUCUCGAGGAACUCGUGAAUGUGACUAAGAACUGCGUCGCGUCUCCGCCGCGCUCGGCGCCCACGGCGAUAGCCACCACAGCACCGCCCCCGGCUGCGGCAGGGAACACUGCUGCGGCGACGAUGGUGGCUCAGCCGGGCAGCCCCAGCAUGUACGACGAACCGUGCGCCGGAUUAGUGCGCUGCCACGGCACCGCUGCCAUGGCCUACGCACCGGCCAAGACGUGCCGUCCUCCGCCGCCCUCGUACGACCAGCGGCUCGCCAUCAAGACUGAGGACUGUGCCGAGAGUGACGCAGCCGCGGAUUGUUGCACCUCGCUGUCAGCAGACAAACUGGACCAGCUUCAUUUGCUCGCCAUGCAGCAGGCGGCUAAGGACAUCGACGUCGCCUGCCAGAUCCUCAACAUAUCACCGAAUCCCUAUCAGUGGAGUGUGGCUAAUGUCCAUUCGUGGCUGGUGUGGACUCAGCAACAGUAUGGUUGCCCGUCGUUCAGGACCGACUACUUCAACAUGAACGGCGCCGCACUGUGUUCCCUCAGCGAGGAAGACUUCAGAAUCCGUGCCCCAGGAUCGGGCGACAUCUUCAGUGCGCAGCUUGAAAUAUGGAAGUCCGCCGCGCACCUGCGAACGUCAGAACAAAAUCAUCAGCAGCAAGGCCAAAGGUCGGGGGCGACGCAGUUCUGCCCCGAAGACAGCGUGCUCGACUUGGCCAGUCUUCUGGGCCAGACCAUCUCGGGCAGCGGGGCGCCGGACGCCUCGCCGCCGCGCACCUCGCCCCUCAGCCAUCAUAGCGACAGCCACAGUGACGCCGCCCACAGCGACGACGACGCCAGCGACACAAGCAGCGACAUCGCCGACCGCUGCCUCGGUGCCACCGGCGUCGCGCUGACGUCGGGCGCUGUGGCGGCCGCCGGCCGUGCCCCUUCUUCGUCUCACAUCCACCUGUGGCAGUUCUUGAAGGAGCUCCUGUCGCAGCCGCAGCUGUACGGCAGUUGCAUCCGCUGGCUGGACCGCAACCGGGGCGUCUUCAAGAUCGAAGACUCGGUGCGCGUGGCCCGGCUCUGGGGCAAGCGCAAGAACCGGCCAGCCAUGAACUACGACAAGCUGAGCCGCUCCAUCCGUCAGUACUACAAGAAGGGUAUCAUGAAGAAGACGGAGCGCUCGCAGCGGCUCGUGUACCAGUUCUGCGCGCCUUACAGCUGUUGAUGAUCCCGGUUCCCUGUAAGGGCGGUCCGACCCGACGAGGCUUUCUCAGCUGGUUCUGGGCCUCGAUCGGUGCAUUCGUGGCCGCCUGGGUUCCCCCCAAAAAAGAAACGCAAACAGUGUGCGUUGUUGUAACGUGUUCGUCGCAUAUUUUCCCUCGAAAUACUGUACCGCUCUCUCGCCUUCUUCCUCUUUGCUUCUGUCGCGCCCCUGCUCCUAUUUUCUCAUAUUUUUUUUUUUUAGUUUCAGUGUUGUCUUGCAUACAUGCCCCCGCCGUGCGCAUUACGUAUUAGCAGCGUACGAUAGACGUGGAGGCCGUGGAGAACACUCGCCACAAUCUCGUUAGUGGCCGUAUGAAUGUGUACAGUGCUUUAGUGAUUUGGAAUUCUAGAAAAGGAGAAAAAAAAAAGGAUGUCGAAGAGCUGUGAUGUAAACAUUGAAAAAGGUGUACGGCUGACCGUCUCGAACAAACUGACAGUGCAGUCCGGGACCCACGUCCACGUAUCAGCGAUCAGAACGUUUACUUAGUUUAGCGAGAAAUUUUUUAGUCAUAUCGCCGUUAACAAAAAUUUGGUCCUUCGAAUCUACGGCCACUACAGCGAAUCCAAACGCGUAAGCACACGGUUCCCCCCAAAAAGGACAAGGAUAUUAAAGCAAUGCUGCGGCGGGCGUGUGUUCUCUGGUGAUUGCUUUCGUUCUGUACAUAGAAGCAGGGACACUUAGCCAAUGUCAUCUUGGGGUGUCUUUCUUACAAAGUGUGACUCCGUUCGCCAACUUCCCUUCCCGCAGUUUUCCAGCUUCGCUGCGGCUGCUGCUGCUGCUUUCCUUUCCUACACUCUAGGAAAAAAAAGAAAAACGAGUACGUGUGACUCCUUUCGGGGAGUCUUGACUUGCCACGUAUAUGACUCUCUUUAAGGAGUCACGUUAACUCUCUUGUGAGUCACACAACUCUCCGAAGAGAGUAUAAUGAUCUCCAAAGAGAGUUCACGUGCCUCCUUUAAGAGAGUCAUAUACGUGGCAAGUCAAGACUCUCCGGAAGGAGUCAAAAUACUCUUUCUUUUUCUUAGAGUGUACUGAACCCCAUGGCAUUCCCGGCUGGUCCGGGAUAGCAUGGUGGAUGCUUUCCCUUUCUCAAAGCGUGCAUGCUGAGGUCUUCCUGCGCCGGCGAUCUGCCCGCGACGCUUUUUUUAUUUCUCCUGUCGACCGCUUCUGUUUUUUACUCGAAUGGUGUAUCCUCUGUUUACAGUCGUUUACUGUUUUAUUAUUCUUUUUGCGUUCCCGCUAUUUAUUUAUUCGUUCGCGCCACGAACUGUUGUUGUUGGCGCGGACACACACACACACUUAUUAUACGUGGAUGUCGUGUUUGUUGUGACACACACGCAACCAGUGGUGAUGUUAGAGGACGGUGAUCUGAAACAAAAAAAGAAGGAAGACUGAGCCGGACUUUCUCUAAGAGUGUGCCCUCCUGUUUGUUUUUAUUUUAUUUCAAGGAAAACUCCCAGUGAGUCACACGAACGUUUUCUGUUGUUUCUGAAGGCAGUAAAAUGUCUUAUCUCGCUCACGAAAGUAGAGGUUGUUGGAAAGAGCGGAACAAGUCGAAGCUGUUCUCGUUCAUUGUGCUUUACAUUUUAUUUAAUUUUUCUUUCCUUGUUCUUAAAAGUCAUGUGUUGGCGUACGUCGCAUCCGUCGUUCUCCCGAACAUCCUAUUAUUUAUUUCCUCGCCAUCAGUCGGUCAGACCUCGCAUUGGUGUCAAAAUCCGCCGCACUACUCAUCACCCCCACUUUAUACCCCUCCCCGUGCCACAGCCUUAUUAGUAUUUCCUUUAAACAUUGCAAUGAAAUGCAAUAGAACGAGAUGAAAGAUUACCGCAGUGUCGCGUUCUUGCCGCCUACAGUCGUCUCGCCUCUCCCAAAGUCGACGCAAGCAGACCUCACCAUGAACGCCGUGUUUUCUUAUUUGUGCGUUUUGUUCUUUCUAAGUGUGUGUCAGCUUCCCCAUUGCACCAUACUUCGUCAAAAGAAGAAAAAAAAAUGUGCGUCUUUCGCCGACGCGGCGAGCGGGACCGGGUUGUGACGUAGGGGACGACGUAGAGCGCGGCCCGUGGCGGGAGUUACCCGCGGUAAAUCACGUGGUCGCCUCUGCCGUCCAAUCCCCGCGUUUCUGCUCGGUCGUCCGAUAGGGAGUCCCUCGAUCCCAGAGGCCUGCGGCCGCGCCCUAUGUGGGGAUGCGGAUCCGCGAGAGAUGGCGCUGGGAAACAAUCGAGUCCCCUCUCCCCCACCUCGACGUUUAGGCGAGAGUGAAAUCCCGUAUAUCCGUGAUAUGUCGGGCAGUAUGUUCUAAGAACAACCCCUUCCCCCACUCCCCCUCCCCCAUUUUUUAAUAUAUAUUAUUCAGGUAUCGUCGCAGUGUCGUCGUGAAUCAAUGUGUGGUGAAAGAGGUUGGGUUUCGCUAAGGUGUUUUGUUUUUU
Rhipicephalus sanguineus (brown dog tick) is the source of this 4555-nucleotide messenger RNA. RefSeq names its product SAM pointed domain-containing Ets transcription factor. The coding region runs from base 633 to 2090 and encodes 485 amino acids. The transcript is spliced from 5 exons. Gene Ontology annotation, molecular function: DNA-binding transcription factor activity, RNA polymerase II-specific; sequence-specific DNA binding. Gene Ontology annotation, biological process: cell differentiation; regulation of transcription by RNA polymerase II. The record is from RefSeq and is a predicted model, not a curated record. Lineage: Eukaryota; Metazoa; Arthropoda; Arachnida; Ixodida; Ixodidae. Gene Ontology annotation, cellular component: nucleus.